UCGUAGAGUUUAUCCCAAACUCUGGUAUGUAGACAUGAGUCGACCAUCACCCAAACGGUUUGCGUGUGAUCGAUGCCGUGAUCAGAAACUCCGAUGUCCACGAGACGAGAAAAGUAGUGACGCGUGUGCUCGAUGCCUGCGGGCGGGAGCUGUCUGUGUGACCGGCUGCACCAGGCUAAUAGGACGUCCUCCCCGUGCCACCACCAACACCACAACGCCCUCCGCCGUGACAUCGACUGCCACGGUUACGACAGCUUCAACUUCAACCUCAGCCUCAAAUUCAUCCCUAAGUCCCACCUUGAAAUACCCGGCGCUUCUCCACCACCGCUCCAUGUCGGCUUCCUCUGCCACGAGCAGACAGCACCUCGAGUCUGUCUCUACACGCCGGAGAAGAGAUCCUCGAUCCACGCGAACGAGCGCACGGCCGGUUCUUCUCAACGACCAUCAUGGUGACAGGAACGCCCUCCCAUCAGUGUCUCCGAUAAUCCAGAAACCCUUUCAACAGAGUAGCGGUUCGGACGAUAUCUUUCGGCUGCCGCUGAUAGAAGAAGGUCCAAAUCAGCCUAUCUGGCUGAAAUCUCCUUCUUCCAAUCUGCCAGAUUCGGGGCUGGUGCAGGGAGACUUUCCCCAGCCCACCACCCUCGAUGGCGUUCCACCUCUACUCACAUCAGGGGCACACGCACAAUCAGCAGCCGUACCGCGAUUGACCAGUACUCUACCGGCUGCAGAGGAUACCUUGGAUAGAUUUCAUGACCUGUACACAGCUGAUCAAUUCUUGUCCCAGGAUCUCGAUCAAUAUCCCGACUUCGCCGGCAGCCAAUUACCUGAGCUUCCUGAUGGCUGCGACGCAGUGCUAUGGCUGGCAAACCUGAACGGGAGUAUUUCUCGCCAGUUGGCGCAGGUAUCCACUCGUCCAUGUAUAGACCCUUGCAAUAUGGCACCAGGCCAGACGGCUAUUUUCAGUGACCUGUAUGAGCCCUCCCCCGGUGCCGCCGAAACUAACCCGCUGGGGGAAUUGCUCUAUUGUACGUUCAACUUCUUAAACAUCUUACGUGCAAUGGACGCCACACCGUCCCCUUCCUCGUCUUCUUCAUCCGCAUCCCUCAAGUCGCCAAGCUUGGAACCGCUGGAGUUGAUGAAUGGUCUCACCAAUGGGAGACCGUCAUCACCGAUGGGCGGCUUUCAGCCACAUUGGACCUCGUCCCGAACUGUACCUUCGAAUACUCCCACGAUUCUGAUGAUUAUUACCACCUAUUUGCAGCUCGUCCGGCUCUACGAUGCGGCAGUUGCACGCAUCUAUGCCUCUCUCUUGGAGAUGCCGGAGAGAGAGGUAGCUUCUUUCCAGGCGCUGCCGGGACUGCGGCUGGGAGGUUUCCCAUUGUUGCAUGGCAAUCUGCAUAUCAAGAUCAUCCUGCAGGUUCUGGAGCAUCAGUUAAUCCUGAUCGAGCGAGUGAUGGGCCUUCCGGCCGAGUACCGCCUUUCCACCCAACAGGAAACGGCUGAGGGCAUUUUCCGGAACUCCGAGUUAUUAGUGCUACUUCGAGCCGUUAUGGGCCAAAAAGCAAGCUCCUGCGAUAGCACGGGCUUGCAUUACGUCGUUUCCUUUAAGGACAACCUGCAAAAGGUGCAACAGUUGCUUCAGGGCUAAGGCGAGGUCCGAAAAAAUUGUUGUAGGCAGGUGUAAAAUUUUUUCCAGAGCGAAAUAAUUGAACAUAAGUUCAAUAUUCGGAACUGACUUCAGUAAAUAUACAUUUAGAUACUUCGUCCGAGAACCGCAUUAGCAGAUUGUCAACAACCAUCACAGCGGUUUGGAAGUGAUAUGCCGUUGUGCGUCUGAUGUCCUUCAGUGGACUUUCCUAACACACAGCGUAAACCCUAACUACAAGGACACACAAUACAUAUUGAUAAAUCCAUUCACG
Molecule: messenger RNA, 1919 nt
Organism: Talaromyces proteolyticus
Lineage: Eukaryota; Fungi; Ascomycota; Eurotiomycetes; Eurotiales; Trichocomaceae
Exons: 1
Coding region: 35-1648 (537 amino acids)
Biological process (GO): regulation of DNA-templated transcription
Molecular function (GO): DNA-binding transcription factor activity, RNA polymerase II-specific; zinc ion binding
Source: RefSeq, a predicted model, not a curated record